Messenger RNA from Somion occarium, 3219 nucleotides. The record is from the annotation of a GenBank genome assembly. NCBI's taxonomy places the organism in Eukaryota, Fungi, Basidiomycota, Agaricomycetes, Polyporales, Cerrenaceae.
CGCGAAUCUGGGGCAUGGUGGGUGAGUUGAGGAGGGAGACGCUACUUGUAAGAAACUCACAUGUUGGCUACAAGACGGAUUGUAGACGUGUUGAAGACGAUUAGACGAGCGAGAAAGCGUGGGAAGAGACGCCGGAAGCGGAGUACCAAACGGGCUAUACAAGUGCUGGGCGUGGACGGGCGACGGCUUGCGCCAGUCUUGCCCUUGACUAUCAUCCCCGACAGUAGGAGCGUAGUGCGUGCAGGGUCGUGGUCGUCUGCCUCUUGUAUCCUGUUCCAUUCUCUUUUGUUGCAGAAUUAAGCCCAUAAAGUGUCUGCCACAACCGCUUGAGAGCGAGCGCGAGAGCAUACGAAAGAAAAAAAGACGUCGCUGUACAUGGAAUAUACGAAUGCAGCGUGGUUGCAGCAAUCGCUUCCCGACGUACAACCUCUGCACGACGACAGGAAUGCCAAUGAACCCUGGAAGGACCCCUCCUCCAGCUCCGUUCCCCAACACGCGUCCCCGCAGCCUCCCAUGGACUUGAACGAUUUCGGUUUGGGCGAUCUGCCCGCUGCAUCCUCAUCAACACAAUCGCAAUCGUUCUAUCCGUUCUCUCAACAGUACUUCCACCUCCCCAAUGCUACGACAUCCUAUAUCCCAUUCAGCAACUCCCAAUGGACAGGAACUCAGUCAUCCCAACUGCCUCUCUCUUCAUAUUCUUCCUUGAACGGUGCAACAAGUUCCUCCGGAUCAGCCCAACAUUCACCUCCGACAUCUACCCCUCCCUCUCAGUCUGUCAUUGAGUGCGUAUCAUUCCCAUAUUCCUCGCCUCUGGAUGUUCAUCAUCGUCGCAGUCCUGCCCUUACUACCAUGAAUGGUUCUUCGAGCCUCAGUCCGCCACCACAAUAUCCGAAUGCAUUCAUGUCAUCACAGCAACCUCAACGCAAUCACUUUUCCUAUCAGCAUCUACAACAUACCCCGUCAUUAUCCAUCAACCCGUCUUAUGUCCACAGCACACCCGCGCACUAUCAAGUACAACGGCCACCUCAGCAACAUCUACAGCAGAAUACCAUCUCGCCGUACAGUUUGCAGGCCACUCCGAGCUCAUCUUCGCAGCAGCUAUUCAAUCCGGUGUCAUCUACCUCCUUUUACGCCACACCGACGAACAUCCCGACACCAGGACCAACUCCGGAACAGCGUAAAGAGAAAUUCCUCACAGGCCUCCGACCCCUGUUGCAACCUUCAUCCUUCACAGGUGCUGGCGCAGUGGCGAAGUUAGCAUCACACAUCCUCGACCAUGGUUGCCAGGACGUCGAGCCGCAGAUACGCCUGGAAAUCUUCACAAAAAUACGAGACAACGCUGGCAACCACUACUUUCGUGCUUGGGUCGAGAACGAGGAUGCGAUGACAAUCACCAGGGAAUGGCUGAGGCUGGCUUACGCGGGCAAGGGGGACUCGCAGUUGGUCGAGACAAUCAUGCCCUUAUUGCAUGUGAUCGAUCGACUUCCCCUCACUAUCGAAACUUUGAAGAACUCAAAGCUUGGCAAGAUUGUGGUUCGUCUAGUAAAGGAACCACCAGGUCCCGCGAUUAAGGAUAUGGCCUCCAACGUCGAGCGGAAGUGGCGUCAAAUGUUGUCGAGUAGUAAUGACGAAGUUUCAAGGCGACAAGAAAUGGAGAACUCAGAAGAUGGUAAGGGUAAGAAGCGCAAAGCAGAUGCCCCUGCUUCGAAGUCCGCUCCUCCUUUGAAGAAGAGCACGCCUUCCACGGUUUCAUCGUCCAAAGCCUCAGUCAUCAAAAAGGAAGUCAAGUCUGCUGUUAAGGAAGUCAAGGACGCCAAGUCAGACUCGUCAUUCUUCUCUGCGCCGAAACCGAAACCGAAGCUGCCCAGCUUCAAGAAGGCACCUACACCUUCGAUCAAGAAGGAAUCUGAUUCUAACAUUUCACAGCCGUCGUCUAUGAAUCCCUUUGAGGAGGCGCUGAAGUCAAUGAAAAAGGUCAAGAAAGAGUCACCAGCAGCCUCAACACCUCCUCCUAUGGCAAUUGCUGCGACAUCGUCAACGUCAACUGUCAUCUCAAAGACGAACAAGAAGCGGAAGACAGUCGCCUGGGCUCCCGAAGGUCAAUUAGUAAUGAUUAAACUAAUAGAACGGGCUGUUUACGACGAUGACCCCGCGGAUGGUGUCCACACUACCCACAAUAUCCGUGAUCUUGACCGAGAUGAAGGUGCCGCGCUACACGCACAUCUAUUCGAGGAACAACUUGAUUGGUUCGACCCUCAAUCAUUGGACCUUCCUCCAGAGAUCGAAAUACCCGAGCGAGGAAAGGACAGCGUCGAGAAGGAUAUUCAAGCCACCCGGGAACAAACCGCUCUCAUUGCUCUGUAUAUGUCUGCGGCACAGAUACCAGACAGCCCAGCGGAGGUUUCAUUGCAAAUACCGGAUGAGGAGGUGGAUAAGGACGUGCGGAUGAUGCUUACGGGACCAGAGGUUGAUUCUGUGUUGUGGGCCGACGGCGCACCCGCGACGCCGGGCCCGUUGAAUGGUGCUUCUGCUUCGGUAGCUGAACUAGUGGGUCAGCUUGCGAACGCUGGUGCUACGGAUGCAUCCUCUAUGGACAGUUCUAUUAGUGCACUGACACAGACACCCGUGCUGGAUCCAUCAGCCCUUUCAGUUCUUGGACUAAGCGCAGAGCAAUUGCAACAAUUUGUGCAGCAAGCACAGGCUCUUGCUCAACCAUCAUUCUAUGCGCCGGGACCCUCGACGCAGCAGACGGGGCCAGAGGGCAGUGACCAUUGGAACACAGGGGCGUUCAGCGAGUCAGACCGAGCGUUCCAUGACGAAAACGGACGUGAUCGACGUUGGGAAGAUAGCUGGGAUCGCGGAAUUGGCCGUGGGCGUGGUAGAGGCCGGGGAAGAGGCCGGGGUGAUGGAUUUAGAAGUACAAAGAGAAAACCAUGCAGUUUCUUUGCAGCAGGAAGAUACGGAGAUCAAUGUGACUACAGCCAUGAACCUAUUAGUUGAUAUGGCUAUCCUUAUAUAUGUAUCGGUUUAUUGAAUCUAUCUUGGGUGACCAUGGUUGGUUUAAAUGCUACAUCAUAUGGAUAGACAAUUCAAAAGAUGUUGAAAGAGACGAGAUUUUCCAAACAACCUUGGUAACAGCUGGAAUUAAGAAUACUCACAUGAGAUAACAUGGACUCUAUUCGUCACAGCUUUUGCUACGAAUAUACACACUGAAUGGUA